Molecule: messenger RNA, 204 nt
Organism: Vairimorpha ceranae
Lineage: Eukaryota; Fungi; Microsporidia; Nosematidae
Exons: 1
Coding region: 1-204 (67 amino acids)
Source: RefSeq, a predicted model, not a curated record
AUGAGGACUGCUACAGAGAGCAUCCCAACACCACGAACCAGGGAAAGUCCUUUUGGCAGAUGUAUUAAGGGAGAGGAGCCCAUCAAUACAUCUGCAAAGAAGGGUGAAAAAAACAAGAAGAAAAAAGAUAUUAAAGACUUAAGAAAUUUUAAAAAUAAAAUAGAGGGCCAAGUAUUGGGGGAUGUCUUGGUAUUCAAAAUUUAG